Messenger RNA from Linum tenue, 1404 nucleotides. Lineage: Eukaryota; Viridiplantae; Streptophyta; Magnoliopsida; Malpighiales; Linaceae. The record is from the annotation of a GenBank genome assembly.
AUGGAAGUCUCAUGGGAAGAAAGUGUUACAGAAGCCAUCAACACCAUUUAUCUUCUCUUCUCGGCUUACCUGGUGUUCAUGAUGCAACUUGGUUUUGCCAUGCUGUGUGCCGGCUCAGUGAGAGCCAAGAACGCCCUCAACAUUAUGCUCACAAAUGUUGUUGAUGCCGUCGUAGGUAGCAUUUCCUACUACCUCUUUGGCUUUGCUUUCGCAUUUGGUACAGGCUCCAAUGCCAAUCCUUUCAUCGGCACUACCUUUUUCGCUCUCAAAGACGUCCCCAACCCGGACUUCGAUUAUGCCUACUUCCUUUAUCAGUGGGCUUUUGCCAUUGCUGUGGCAGGCAUCACUAGUGGUUCCAUAGCUGAAAGAACCCAGUUUGGUGCUUACCUUGUCUACUCCUUUUUCCUAACCGGGUUCGUUUAUCCCAUUGUGGCUCAUUGGGUUUGGUCUUCGAGCGGUUGGUUGAGUACUAGCUCGACCCAAUUGCUGUUCGGAUCCGGUGCUAUCGACUUUGCUGGUAGCGGGGUGGUGCAUUUGGUGGGGGCUAUUGCUGGAUUCUGGGGUGCUUUCAUCGAAGGUCCUCGAGUUGGAAGGUUCGAUGCAUUCGGGAAACCAGUGCCAAUGCGUGGCCAUAAUGCAACUCUGGUGGUACUAGGAACUUUCUUGUUAUGGUUCGGGUGGUUCGGGUUUAAUCCAGGCUCAUUCACAAAGAUCCUCGUAGCCUAUCCUAGCACGGCUGGCCAGGGCAACUGGACUGCAGUGGGCCGCACAGCAGUGACAACCACAUUGGCAGGGUCCACAGCCGGAAUCGUAACCUUGUUUGGACGUAGGCUGCUAAUAGGUCAUUGGGACACAAUGGAUGUAUGCAAUGGUGUGCUUGGAGGCUUUGUAGCAAUCACUUCAGGUUGCGCAGUUGUGGAGCCCUGGGCUGCUAUUGUGUGCGGCUUCUGUGCAGCUUGGGUCCUAAUUGGCCUCAACAUCUUGGCGUUGAAGCUGCAAUACGACGACCCAUUGGAGGCAACCCAGCUUCACGGCGGCUGUGGAGCUUGGGGUUUGAUAUUCACUGGACUGUUUGCUAAAGAGGAGUUCGUUGUUCAAGUCUAUGAUUCAGGACUUGCAGGCAUGGCUCCACGACCUUACGGCCUUCUAUUGGGCGGAGGAUGGAAGUUGAUCACUUCCCAAGUGGUUGCAGUGUUGGCGAUCGUUGGCUGGGUUAGUGUAACAAUGGGGCCUAUGUUUUAUGUACUCCACAAGCUCAACAUUCUAAGGAUAUCAAUAGAAGAGGAAGUUGCGGGGCUAGAUGUCUCCAGCCAUGGCGGUUAUGCCUACGUGAAUCAUGCGGAAGAGGAGCAACCUCGCCGCUAUGCAGAUUAUGUGCGUUUUAGAGACGAUGAUCAAUCAUGA